This is a messenger RNA of Aplysia californica (California sea hare), 1656 nucleotides long. RefSeq names its product dual specificity protein phosphatase CDC14AB. Gene Ontology annotation, biological process: positive regulation of cytokinesis; regulation of exit from mitosis; cilium assembly. The record is from RefSeq and is a predicted model, not a curated record. Lineage: Eukaryota; Metazoa; Mollusca; Gastropoda; Aplysiida; Aplysiidae. Gene Ontology annotation, cellular component: kinociliary basal body; mitotic spindle; spindle pole. Gene Ontology annotation, molecular function: protein serine/threonine phosphatase activity; protein tyrosine/serine/threonine phosphatase activity.
AUCGAUUGUACUUCGCUUCUUUGCGAACAAAACCCAAAUCGACUGCUCACACGCAUUAUUUCUGUGUUGACGAUGAGCUUGUUUACGAAAACUUCUAUGCAGACUUUGGGCCUGUGAACCUGGGGCUGUUGUACCGCUACUGCUGCAAGGUCAACAAGAAACUCAAGUCGUUCUCCCUGGCCAAAAAACGCAUCGUGCACUACACCAGCUUUGAUGCUCGCAAGCGUGCCAAUGCGGCUUUCAUGAUUUCAGCUUAUGCUAUCAUAUACCUGAAGAAAACACCCGAAGAGGCUUACAGGCCCCUGGUGGCUGGCUCAAACCCUCCCUUUCUUCCAUUCAGAGAUGCUUCAUUCGGUCCGUGCUCCUACAACCUCACAUUACUGGACUGUUUACAUGGCUUGAACAAGGCUUUGGUGAAUGGAUAUUUCAACUUUGAGACAUUUGAUGUGGAUGAGUAUGAGCAUUAUGAGAAAGUAGAAAAUGGGGAUUUCAACUGGAUUUUGCCGAACAAAUUCUUGGCCUUUUGCGGACCUCACCCUAAGUCAAAGAUAGAAAAUGGCUACCCCCUGCACGCCCCCGAGGCUUACUUCCCCUACUUCCGCAAGCACAGCGUGUCGGCCAUUGUGAGGCUGAACAAGAAAAUCUACGACGCGCGUCGCUUCACAGACGGUGGCUUCGACCACCACGACCUGUUCUUCAUCGACGGGAGCUCCCCCAGUGAAUCCAUCGUCAAGGCUUUCCUAGAUCUUUCAGAGAACACGGAGGGUGCUGUAGCCGUGCACUGCAAAGCUGGUCUUGGCAGGACGGGCACGCUGAUCGCCUGCUACCUGAUGAAACACUUCAAGUUCUCCGCCGCCGAGGCCAUCGCCUGGUGCAGGAUCUGCCGGCCCGGCUCCGUCAUCGGCCCUCAGCAGAACUUCCUCGAGGAGAAACAGGCGUGGUUGUGGAACAUGGGCGACCGGUACCGGGAGCAGCACGGGAAGCCUCGCAGGGAGCGGCAGAGCUCCGUCUCCAAACUGCUGUCGGGCGUGGACGACAUGCGCAUCGACGACCCCGUGGAGAACGACGUGCGGUUGAGCAACUUGUACGAUAAUCAACUGUACUCCGGCCCCGUGACGCGGAGCAGCGGUGUGGAGACCCAGGGCGACAAACUGAAUCAGCUGAAGCUGCUGAGGGGCAAGCACGCUCGCUCGGCCACCACAGGAGCUAUCGCUUAUGAGGAGGUCAAAGGCCACAAGCGCUCCACGACCCAACCCUCGCGCCAGGUGGGCAGUAAGAGUGCCCAGGGUAUCAUGUCCCCUCUCAAGUCGUCCAAAGUGACGAGUCACCACGCGGCGGGCUCCAACAACUUGAGCAAUACCACGGGCGGCACGCUGGCCGCCAAACGGCAUGUGGCGCGCCAUGGUGCCCCGACCACCACUGCGACCAGUAAAAGGUCAGUGCCGCUCUCCCGUACUACUAAAGUCAGCAUGAUCCGAUGAUGAUGAUGAUGAUCCGAUUAUGAUGAUAAUGAUGAUGAUCCGAUGAUGAUGAUAAUGAUGAUGAUCCGAUGAUGAUAAUAAUGAUGAUGACGACAACGCAGCCCAGGGACUCUGAGGGUUUUUGGCCAGCAAACAUGAUGUCUCACUCGCGGCAGAAAGUACACCACAGCCCCCC